Branchiostoma belcheri (Belcher's lancelet) is the source of this 2358-nucleotide messenger RNA. RefSeq lists its product as uncharacterized. Bases 115 to 2358 code for a protein of 747 amino acids. NCBI's taxonomy places the organism in Eukaryota, Metazoa, Chordata, Leptocardii, Amphioxiformes, Branchiostomatidae. The record is from RefSeq and is a predicted model, not a curated record. Gene Ontology annotation, cellular component: centrosome; spindle pole; microtubule. The transcript is spliced from 23 exons. Gene Ontology annotation, biological process: positive regulation of cytokinesis.
UAGCAACGGGGGCUAUUGUGCCCUGAGGCGUCAGACGAUCCGGGCGGUCCGUCCUAGAUUCUCGGGGAUAACAGAGCGACUAAACAACCCUGGGACCACAGGACGGCUGACAACAUGGCCAGCAGCAGUCUCGGCUUCAAACACGUCAACCGAGGACCCCUCAAACUUGACCAUGACAUUACGCCCAAAGACUUCAGUGCCUUCACUCCGCCCCCUGGUGAAGGAGCCCCCCCACGCACCUACAAGUACCAGGGCUGGUCAGACAAGCAGUUUGAGGGGGUGAAAGAGCCCCUCACGGGGCCGCUACGCUUGAGGGAAAAGGAAGCGCCGCCUCCCAAACGGAAAAAAGUACAAUCCACACAGUUUGUCAAUGGAAAGCCCAUUUUUGAGCUGGACGGUAAGAAUUUCCAGUAUGGUACUGAUGAGCUACAUCAUCUUCUGGAGUCCUCGGACAAAAUCCCAGUCAGACGGUCGGAUUUCCUAAAGGAUCAGAGAGGGUCAGCUGAGGAACGUCGUCGACACAAGCAGCAGAGUGAAGCGGAACAAGACAUCGCUCGCUGGCGAACAGAGAAGGCUCGACGGAAAGUAGAGGAGGUGGAGGAGAAGAAAAGGGAUCUGGAAAUGUUGAAAACCUAUCAGCCAUUUGGGAGGCCUGGAGCCGGGGCGCCUAAGCCUGGGAUCAAGAAAGAGUCCCCACCCAUCACAGAGAACAGGAUGGCUCCCAUGACUAGGAUGACUAACUCAUUAGAGACGAGAUUUAAGCCCCCAAUGCCAGAGCACACAUAUGAGGAUGGGUUUGGCAAGCCCGGUGCGGGUGCCCCUUAUCGCACGGAGUCUGGUAAGAUCAAAACCACCCACAAGCAGGACCCCACGCUGUGGUUCAAGGCCAACAACAAGGCAGCGGAGCGCGAACUUGAGAUGAUUGAGAGGUACAAAUUGGACCCAAAGACUGCGAAGGAAUACAAGACAGAACUAGCACGUUUGGUGGAGGAUAAGAAACAGAAGAUGCAGCAGGAGUACCAGGCAGACUUGGAGGCCGACAAGAAGAUGGCCGAAUUCAACCCCUUUGGGAAGCCAGGAGCAGGAGCACCACUCAGGGAUUACCAUGGGCAGUUAAAACUGAAACGCGAACAACACCUGGCCCGGAUGGACGAUCUUUACGAACAGAGAAAGGUGGCAGAGAAGGAGAAAAUUAGGAAGGAACAGAGACAGAAGCUACUGGAACAGUUGAUCAACGAAGAUCCACACAAGCCUAGAUUAGUGGACAAAGUGGACAGAUCACAGGGAGGUGGUGAUGAGUACAACCCCUGGGGAAAGGGACAGGGGGUUCCCGUCUACGACAAGUCCGGAAACGUACGCAGGUUCAAACGGACCGACAUGUACGGAGUCCCCGAGACAUUCCAGUCAGAUGUGAAGGGAGGGACCCUUGACCUGAAGCCGACCGGUGGCGGCGGCCCUCUCCUGGACGACAGUGGCAAGGUCAAAUCCAAGGUCAAGAAGACAAUGGUGUAUGAGAAUGGAGCGUGCAUCACUGAGGAAUAUGUGGCGAAGGCCACGUCAGCCGAAAUACGCCGAGAGUCGGAGAGGGACUGGUGGGGCAAGCCGGGCGGAGGUGCGCCGGUCGUGAACGACAAGGGGCAGAUCGUUCGCUCCACACGCGGGAAACUUCUUACGGACGCCACCGGGCCUGUGUCUGAUACUUCCAAGACUAUGUUGGCCAACAGCAAGAAAAAUUACUUUGAGGACCUCAGAGUUGCAGUCCAGGAAGAAAAGGACAAGAAGCAGAGAGAGCGGAGGGAACUGAGAGAGGCGGGAGGUGAUGUUGCCCAGUGGAUGAAGGAGAGUCAAACGGGGAAGCCCAAACGUGACCCCGUGACGGGUCAGCUGAUGGGCGCCAACAGGGUCAUGUCGGAUGUCACCAAACAGAAAAUGGACGUGCGUCAGGAGCGUGGCCAGGGCAGCCAGGCGCUGUAUAAUGACCUGGUGGCUCAGGCGGAGCAGCGCAGACAACAACGUCUGGACGAGCGCAGGAGGGAGAUUGAGAUGGAGCGCAAGCACCAGAUGACCAUGGAUAACAGCUGGGGGCGGGAGGGGGGCGGAGCGCCACUGUCUCAGCAGAAUGGCGGAACCAGGAGGAGUAACCGGGGGCAACCAGACAUUACACCUCUCGGACAGAUAGGCUGCCGUGUGCCGUCCUUCAGUCUGAUAGGACACAAGCUAGUUGAGACAGGGAAACUCUGGGCAGGAGCCCCACCAAAGAAGGUGGAUAGACAGUCAGGGCAACGUUUCAGAAACUGUGCAGAUUUCAGAACAAGGUCCAACCCUACACAGCUGCAUCCACCUUUUGCAACCAUGUGA